Messenger RNA from Ochotona princeps (American pika), 7304 nucleotides. RefSeq names its product nuclear factor of activated T cells 5 (gene NFAT5). Gene Ontology annotation, cellular component: transcription regulator complex. The coding region runs from base 369 to 5030 and encodes 1553 amino acids. Gene Ontology annotation, biological process: regulation of transcription by RNA polymerase II; cytokine production; calcineurin-NFAT signaling cascade. Lineage: Eukaryota; Metazoa; Chordata; Mammalia; Lagomorpha; Ochotonidae. The record is from RefSeq and is a predicted model, not a curated record. The transcript is spliced from 15 exons. Gene Ontology annotation, molecular function: RNA polymerase II cis-regulatory region sequence-specific DNA binding; transcription factor binding; DNA-binding transcription factor activity, RNA polymerase II-specific.
UUCCUGUCAGCGGCCGCGGCGGUGGCGGCGACCGUCAGUUUUCGCUGAGGAGAAGCACGAAACGCACCCUUUGGCUCUUUUCCCCCACCCCCUUCCCCGCCCCGAACGAGUCUCCUACCUCGCCGGGAAUCAGUACCCCCCCACCUUGGAGUUUGUUCUCGAACCCGCAGCCGUUUCUUCGGUCCUCGGCCGGGGUGGAAGUCACUGCCCUCCAGGAGGAGGCGGCAGCAAGCAGCAGCAGCAGCAGCAGCCGCCCUCGCCAGCCGCCCCCGGUUCGGUGCCCGCGGUCCCGGAGAGGAGGUGCCGCCGCCACCGCCGCUCCCCCCCCGCCCUCCCGCUGCCCUCGGGCCGGGCUGGGUCGAGCUGCGAUGCCCUCGGACUUCAUCUCUUUGCUCAGCGCGGACCUAGACCUGGAGUCGCCCAAGUCCCUGUACUCGCGAGAUUCUCUGAAGUUACACCCAUCACAGAAUUUUCAUAGAGCUGGACUAUUGGAAGAAUCUGUCUAUGAUCUACUCCCAAAGGAGUUACAGUUGCCUCCGUCUAGAGAAACAUCUGUAGCAUCCAUGAGUCAGACCAGUGGUGGUGAGGCAGGCUCGCCUCCUCCAGCUGUAGUUGCUGCUGAUGCUUCUUCAGCUCCCUCCUCUUCCUCCAUGGGCGGUGCUUGCAGCUCCUUUACCACCUCUUCCAGCCCUACCAUUUAUUCUACCUCAGUCACCGACAGCAAGGCUAUGCAAGUGGAGGGCUGCUCCUCAGCCGUGGGGGUAAGUAACAGAGGGGUAAGUGAAAAGCAGUUCACCGGUAACACAGUCCAGCAGCAUCCUUCCACACCGAAGAGACACACAGUCUUGUACAUCUCACCACCCCCUGAAGACUUGCUGGAUAACAGUCGGAUGUCCUGCCAGGAUGAGGGAUGUGGACUGGAAUCUGAGCAGAGCUGCAGUAUGUGGAUGGAGGAUUCCCCCUCCAACUUCAGUAACAUGAGCACCAGUUCCUACAAUGAUAACACUGAGGUACCUCGUAAAUCACGAAAACGAAAUCCAAAGCAGAGGCCUGGGAUCAAACGACGAGAUUGUGAAGAAUCCAAUAUGGAUAUAUUUGAUGCCGACAGUGCCAAAGCACCUCACUAUGUGCUUUCUCAGCUUACCACGGACAACAAAGGCAACUCAAAAGCUGGAAAUGGAACCAUGGAAAAUCAAAAAGGAAGUGGAGUAAAGAAGAGCCCUAUGUUGUGUGGACAGUAUCCUGUUAAGAGUGAGGGAAAGGAGCUGAAGAUAGUAGUACAGCCGGAGACCCAGCACCGCGCUCGGUACCUGACAGAGGGCAGUCGUGGCUCAGUGAAAGACAGAACACAGCAGGGUUUUCCGACAGUAAAGCUGGAAGGCCAUAAUGAACCAGUAGUGUUGCAGGUGUUUGUGGGCAAUGACUCUGGUCGAGUGAAACCACAUGGAUUUUAUCAGGCCUGCAGAGUAACUGGACGAAAUACAACUCCCUGCAAAGAAGUGGACAUUGAAGGCACUACUGUUAUAGAAGUUGGCCUUGAUCCUAGCAACAAUAUGACCCUGGCGGUGGACUGUGUAGGAAUAUUAAAAUUGAGGAAUGCUGAUGUUGAAGCCCGAAUAGGAAUUGCUGGUUCCAAGAAAAAAAGCACUCGUGCCAGAUUGGUUUUUCGCGUUAAUAUCAUGAGGAAAGAUGGCUCUACUUUGACUCUACAAACACCCUCUUCUCCAAUUUUGUGUACUCAGCCAGCAGGAGUGCCAGAAAUCUUAAAGAAAAGCUUACAUAGUUGUUCAGUGAAAGGAGAAGAAGAAGUGUUCUUAAUUGGCAAGAAUUUUCUGAAAGGAACUAAAGUUAUUUUUCAAGAAAAUAUGUCUGAUGAAAACUCUUGGAAGUCAGAAGCUGAAAUUGACAUGGAAUUGUUUCAUCAGAAUCAUCUUAUUGUGAAGGUUCCACCAUAUCAUGAUCAACAUAUAACUUUACCUGUAUCUGUGGGAAUAUAUGUAGUGACCAAUGCUGGAAAAUCUCAUGAUGUUCAACCAUUCACUUACACUCCAGACCCAGCAGCAGCUGGUGCUUUGAAUGUAAAUGUGAAGAAGGAAAUAUCUAGUCCAGCGAGACCUUGCUCUUUUGAAGAGGCCAUGAAAGCAAUGAAAACUACUGGAUGUAACUUGGAUAAAGUAAAUAUUCUUCCUAAUGCUCUGAUCACUCCACUGAUAUCAAGCACUAUGAUUAAAAGUGAAGAUGUUACUCCAAUGGAAAUAACAGCAGAAAAAAGAUCUUCUCCUAUUUUUAAGACUACUAAGACAGUUGGAUCAACUCAGCAAACUUUAGAAAAUAUCUCUAAUAUAGCAGGAAAUGCGUCCUUUUCAUCUCCAUCAUCUUCCCAUUUAUCGUCUGAAAAUGAAAAGCAGCAGCAGAUCCAGGCUAAGGCAUACAACCCAGAGACCCUGACGACUAUCCAAACACAGGACAUCUCACAGGCCGGUACUUUUCCAGCAGUUUCUGCCUCUAGUCAGCUGCCCAACAGUGAGGCCUUACUGCAGCAGGCUACACAGUUUCAGACAAGAGAAACCCAAUCUAGAGAAGUGUUACAGUCGGAUGGCACAGUGGUUAAUUUGUCACAACUGACUGAGGCACCACAACAACAGCCACCACUACAAGAACAAGCACAGACUUUACAGCAGCAGAUUUCACCAAAUAUUUUUCCGUCACCAAAUAGUGUGAGUCAGCUACAGAGUACUAUUCAGCAGUUACAAGCAGGAAAUUUUGCAGGCAGUAGUGCUAGUGCCAACAGUGGAAGUGUUGACUUGGUCCAACAAGUUUUAGAGGCACAACAACAGUUAUCUUCAGUUUUAUUUUCUGCUCCAGAUGGUAAUGAGAAUGUUCAAGAACAGCUUAGUGCAGACAUUUUUCAACAAGUCAGUCAAAUUCAAAAUAGCGUAAGCCCUGGAAUAUUCUCCUCAACAGAGCCAACAGUCCAUACCAGGCCAGAUAACUUAAUACCUGGACGAGCUGAAAGUGUUCAUCCACAGUCUGAAAACGCAUUGUCAAGCCAACAACAGCAGCAACAGCAACAGCAAGUGAUGGAGUCGUCGGCUGCAAUGGUGAUGGAGAUGCAACAGAGUAUCUGCCAGGCAGCUGCUCAGAUCCAGUCAGAGCUAUUUCCUUCAACUGCCUCAGCAAGUGGAAACCUUCAGCAGUCGCCUGUUUACCAACAGCCUUCUCAUAUGAUGAGUGCAUUGUCUUCCAGUGAGGACAUGCAGAUGCAGUGUGAAUUGUUUUCUUCUUCUCCUGCAGUUUCAGGAAAUGAAACUUCUACAACCACAACACAGCAGGUUGCAACCCCUGGCACCUCUAUUUUUCAGACAUCAAGUUCGGGAGAUGGAGAAGAAACUGGAGCACAAGCAAAACAGAUUCAGAGCAGUGUCUUUCAGACCAUGGUCCAAAUGCAACAUAAUGGAGACAGUCCAUCUCAAGUUAACCUUUUUCCAUCUACAAAAAGUAUGAUGAGUGUUCAGAAUAGUGGUACCCAGCAACAAAAUAAUGGUUUAUUCCAGCAGAGUAGUGAGAUGAUGUCACUUCAAUCUGGGAAUUUUUUACAGCAGUCUUCUCAUUCACAGGCUCAGCUUUUUCACACUCAGAAUCCUAUUGCCGAUGCUCAGAACCUUUCCCAGGAAGCUCAAGGCUCUAUUUUUCACAGUCCAAAUCCCAUUGUCCAUAGUCAGACUUCCACAAAUUCCUCUGAACAAAUUCAGUCUUCAAUGUUUCACUCUCAAAGCACCAUGACUGUGUUACAGGGCUCUUCAGUUCCUCAGGACCAGCAGUCACCCAACAUAUUUCUUUCCCAAAGUCCUAUGAAUAAUCUUCAAGCUAACACAGUAGCCCAAGAAGAACAGAUUUCAUUUUUUGCAGCCCAGAACUCCAUUUCUCCUCUUCAGUCAACAUCAAACACUGAACAACAAGCUGCUUUCCAACAGCAGACUGCAAUAACACACAUCCAGAAUCCUAUGCUUUCACAGGAACAGACACAAUCUUCCCAACAAAGUUUAUUUCAGCCACAAGUAUCCCUGGGCUCUCUUCCACCUAAUGCAAUGCCUCAGAACCAACAAGGAACAAUUUUCCAGUCACAGCAUUCAAUGGUGGCAAUGCAGAGCAACUCUCCAGCCCAGGAGCAGCAGCAGCAGCAGCAACAGCAGCAAGCACAACAGCAGCAGCAGCAGCAGCAACAGCAGCAAAGCAUGUUGUUCAGCAAUCAAAAUACUAUGGCUGCAAUGGCAUCUCAAAAGCAGCCACCACCAAACAUGAUAUUCAGCCCAAAUCAAAAUCCGAUGGCCAGCCAGGAACAACAGAACCAGGCAAUUUUUCACCAACAAAGCAACAUGGCUCCAAUGAAUCAAGAACAGCAGCCAAUGCAAUUCCAAAAUCAGCCCCCAGUUUCGUCUCUUCAAAACCCAGGUCCCAGCCAGUCUGAAUCACCACAGACCUCCUUGUUCCACAGCUCUCCUCAGAUUCAAUUGGUACAAGGAUCACCAAAUUCCCAAGAACAACAAGUAACACUGUUUCUGUCUCCAGCAUCCAUGUCUGCAUUGCAAACCAGUAUAAACCAACAGGACAUGCAGCAGUCUCCUCUGUAUUCCUCUCAGAACAACUUGCCGGGAAUCCAAGGAGCCACUUCUUCACCUCAGCCACAGGCUCCUUUAUUUCACAACACCGCAGGAGGUACAAUGAACCAAUUACAGAAUUCUCCUGGCUCAUCUCAGCAGACUUCGGGAAUGUUCUUGUUUGGCAUUCAAAAUAACUGUAGUCAGCUUUUAACCUCUGGACCAGCUACAUUGCCAGAUCAAUUGAUGGCCAUAAGUCAGCCAGGCCAACCACAAAACGAGAGCCAGUCACCUGUGACAACACUUCUUUCUCAGCAGAUGCCAGAGAAUUCUCCCCUGGCAUCCUCUCUAAACACCAACCAGAACAUGGAAAAGAUUGAUUUGCUUGUUUCAUUGCAAAACCAAGGGAACAACUUGACUGGCUCAUUUUAACUGGAUAUAAUACUUCAGAAAUUCCUUUGACUUAAGAAUAAAAGAAGCACUGCUAGAGUUUCCUUUGGAGAAGGGUAAGUAGAAGAUUUCAGAAUCAAAUCAUUUAGCCUUCUAUAAGUGUAUCUUCAUCUCAGCGAAUGAAUAGUAGGUCUAAUCUGGAUACUAAAGAAUAUUUUAUUGUCUGUGAGAUUCCUUAGGCACAAAUGGGUAUGGUUAAAGGAGAAGGUAUUGAAAUGAUCUUUUUAGUCUAAAUUAAAAUUGAUUGGAUGAAAAGAAAUCACUAGUUAAAACAUAGUUUGGGUGAGUCCUAGUAGCAUCAGAUUUUCUAAUCAGAAGGGAUGAAGGUAGUUCAUUGCAGUGCAGUGUGCUUGCCUAUCAGAGCCAGUUAAAUAGUGUUAAUAGGAAAUGAAGUUCUGAGUUCUUCCAAACUUGAGAUGAUAAUUAUGUUUGACCAGGUACCAUGAGAAUUGAGUAGCCUUUUGUUUUCUGCUCAUUUUGUUUCUUCUAUAGCUUGCUAGAAGCAAGGUCAGGAUUGUAGUUUCUCGGGGAGAGAGCAGCUUUACCUGUGCAGGUAUUUCUGUGAUUGUUAGUGAGACUGAAGACUACAAACCUAUAUGAACAUUACUAAUAUCCUCUUGAUAUUACGCACUUUAAUCAUUCCAAAGAAACCGAGAAUGCUAUAGAGUGAUAAUUCCUUUUUAAUGAAUACAUUUUAAUUAGCUAUUUGGAAUAAUGUGUCUAUUUACUUUAGAUAGCUCACUUGGCAUGAGCGUUAUGUAUAUUUUCUAAAGUGACUAAAUAGUAGGUUUUAACCCAUUGAAAUGGAGUAAUGAUUGAAUAAGGAAAAAUAAUUACAUUUUGAUAAAUCAUUUUAGGAGGAUUGAAAUAGUGUACUAAUCUAUAUGUUCAAGAGUUAAUUAAAACCAGCCCUCUUCCUAUGUAUUUUGCAUCAUGUAUAUAAGAAUACAUUAUGUAAUUUUUAGUGUGUAGGUUUGUGUGAAUCAGUGUUUCGAAAAUAUGGUCCUCGGUCCACCAGCCAGCAUCAGUGUUGUCUGGGAACCAGUAAGAAAAGCACUCUUGGUCCCUGUCCUAGACAGACUGAAACAGGAACUCUGGUGGAGCCCAGCCGUCCAUGUUUUAAUAAGCUAUCCAGGUGAUGUUGAUGCAAUAGUGUAAAGUCACACAGUGGGACUAUAUCAUUUCAGCUUAACGUGGUUAUCCAUAAUCAUUUAUUGACAAUAGUAGUUUAUUGUCAGUACUUUCAGUACACGUGUGGUUAAUCUAGUUACUGAUAACUCAAUUAAAUUACUUUGACAUUUAACGAAAAAAUUCACAUUAGAUAACUGAUUUAAAUAUGUAUGUACAAUGUUCUAUGUUGCUUUUAAUUAUUUUAAUACUUAAUUAGCUAGUGUAAUUGAUGGGUGCUAAAGUUCCCUGUUAUCCCUAAAAUGGGUAUAUUGUGAGCAGUGUAAUUUAAGCUUUCUUGGCAUUGCCUUUUUAUUUCACCAGCCAACCACAGAUUUUCUCUGGCUGAUUCAAGCCUCAGAACAAAACUAUCCUUCCUUGUAUUUGCAUGUGUAUCUGAGAGGCAGCAGGAUGGCUAGCCAGGUUGACAAUGCACCUUAUUCCUUUUUUCAGUAGGCAGAACUUCUGUAAAAGUAGCUUGCAUAACUAAGAACUGUGGCAGUAGGGAUGUAACUGUUCUUGGAGCUUAUGCUUCAGACCUGAAUUACUUACUAAAAUAUCAAGUAAGGUAAUAUAUAAUUUGGGAAUUUUUCACAAUAAAUACACAGCCAUAAAAUAAGUAGACUCACACAUUUGUUUUUACUUCCUUGUGUAAAUUGGUUACCUCCGUAACUAUUCUUAUCUUCCUCCCAUAAUUUGUACAUCAGUAGUUCAGAAAAAAAAGUCAACUUUCAGAAUAAAAACAAAUGUCUAGUCACUUUAUUAAAAUCACCUCUUCUGUCUCUUCAUGCUGGCAGUGAAAAUGUAUGUGGCUUGCUCUACAGACUUCACAAACUUUGGUGCUGGCAAAUACACAGGCAAGCUGUUGGCAGAUAUUCUGAUGACAUUCCUCCGCCUUCCUGAAUUCCUUUCCCUCACUUCACUGUAAAAUUAAUAUAUUCCUAUUCUACCACAAAAUCAUUCUACCACAAUUCUGUUCAACUCUAACUUACAAUACCUCCUUUUAAAAUUCCAUGUUGUAAUCAGAUCAGCCCUGUCUGUGCACUCACAUGUUGGCAUAGGCCCUCAUAUCAUAUGCAUCCCCUCUCU